CUUUCGUGAAUGACAGCACAAGGCACUCGCAUUAAAAUGACGGAGACGUGAUAUUUGUUUGUUUCGACGUCGUAAAAUAUCUGUGUAUUUGUGUCGCACGCUCGCAAACAUGAAGGAAGAUAGAGCUUCUAAGCAGCCGAUGCUGAACGGUAGUCCGAAGAAAAUUCAACACAAGGUUUAUAAGAUAGUCUUGACGGGCGGUCCCUGCGGUGGCAAAACAACAGGACAGGUGAGGCUGAGCAACUUCUUCGAGAAUCUGGGAUGGAAGGUGUACCGAGCGCCGGAGACUGCCUUCGUACUCAUGUCUGGCGGUGUCAAGUGGACGGACCUGGACGAAAAUCAAGCGAUUAACUUCCAGGAGGACAUCGGCCGCAUGAUGCUGAUGGUCGAGGACUCGUACACGCGGCUCGCCGAGGGCGGCCGUCGCAACGCCAUCAUCAUCUGCGACCGCGGCGUCAUGGACGGCUCGGCGUUCCUGCGACCCGACCAGUGGCAGGCCAUCAUGGCGCGCAACGGCUGGAACCCCAUCAUGCUGCGCGACCAGCGCUACAACCAGAUCAUACACAUGGUGUCAGCAGCGGAGGGCGCGGAGGAGUUCUACACGACGGACCAGCACGCGACGCGGUACGAGUCAUCGGAGCAGGCGCGCGAGCUCGACAAGAGAGCAGCCCAGGCGUGGGUCGGGCAUCCGUACUACGACGUCGUCGACAACUCGACCGACUUCGAGACGAAAGUGACGCGCAUGAUCGGGCUGGUGUGUGAGCGGAUGGGCAUACAAGUCGGAGACCGCCUCGCCCGCAACAGCAUCAAGCGCAAGUUUCUCGUCAAGCGUCUGCCGCCCGGCAUGAAGGACUUUAGCAUGCCGAGCGGUGGCGGCAGCAGCAGUGAGAAAGCAGAUGCAGAAGCAGCGGCGGGGGCCGCGUCUGACGAAGAAUCUUCGUCUCAAGUAUAUAAUGAUACUUCGCGAAAACAGUUGGGCGACACGAACACAGUCUACUAUCGACAUCCGGCGUCUUGUUCCGACGUCAACCGCACGUCGCCUAACAGCCUGAACCGGCGCCUGCGCACCGUCUCCGACUGCGGCCUCGGCCCACAAGAGGGCGCCGUCAACGGCUUGGACGACCGUCGCUACGACGACGUGCACGGCGUCAAGAACCCGCGCAGCCCCUGCACGCCGCCGCCCGUCGAGUGA
Priapulus caudatus is the source of this 1192-nucleotide messenger RNA. RefSeq lists its product as uncharacterized. The coding region runs from base 110 to 1192 and encodes 360 amino acids. Lineage: Eukaryota; Metazoa; Priapulida; Priapulimorpha; Priapulimorphida; Priapulidae. The transcript is spliced from 9 exons. The record is from RefSeq and is a predicted model, not a curated record. Gene Ontology annotation, molecular function: phosphatidic acid binding; phosphatidylinositol binding; GTP binding.